This is a messenger RNA of Theobroma umbraticum, 796 nucleotides long. Its product is annotated as RPM1-interacting protein 4 (RIN4) family protein. Lineage: Eukaryota; Viridiplantae; Streptophyta; Magnoliopsida; Malvales; Malvaceae. The record is from RefSeq and is a predicted model, not a curated record. Gene Ontology annotation, cellular component: plasma membrane.
GUUAGUUACGAGUACAGUGCAUAGGAAAAACAGAAACCCAGAGUUUUGAUUUCCAUCCCUACCUUUAUAAAGGAUUAAUUCCCUUAAUUCAAUAAAAAAAAAAACUUGUCAAUUUAGCCUACAUCGAACUAGUUAAUAAGUUCUUCAGAUCAUCUUGAGAUCAAUUCGUACUGUUUAAUCAUGGCAUCAGAUGAUAGGGAGAGGCCUCUACCAAGAUUCGGGGAAUGGGAUGUGAACGAUCCUGCUACAGCUGAAGGAUUUACGGUGAUUUUCGCAAAAGCUAGUAAUGACAAGAAGGCUGCCAAGGCCUCUGGGAAUACACCCUCCAAGAAGCGGUACAAGGAUUCUGAUAAGCAAAAUGAUAAGAGGAAAUGGCUUUGUUGCAUUUCUGCAUGAUAUUUUUUUCCUCUCUGUCUCUGUUCAUGGCAAGUGUAUUAAUUCUAUAUAUAUAAAAAUUUUGAAGUGUUUUCUUUUUUGAGAGCGGAGAGAUGAUCGACUCCUAAGCUCAUGAAAAACCCAGAAUUCUUCAGAAAUGAAAUUUAAAGAUCAUGGAAAGAUCUUCUUUACUUUGACAAUCGUUACAAGGGAAUAAAAUUUAAGUUAGGCAAAUUCCUGGUCCUGCUGGCGGCUAGGCUUAAUCGAUCAGCCUACUGUACAAUUCUGAUUUCAACUUCCAACUUGUUUCUCUUUUCUUUGGAAUAGAUUACAAAAGAAUUACAAUAUGUACUACUAUUUACUUGCAAUUAUUUUGUUGAAUUUUCCUCUAUAUUAAUAAUAUAGUAAUCGAUUGAAAUAA